AUGGAUCAACAUAGCAACAUUUCAGAAGCAAAUUCUGAUAACAAGAAAAGAAACAAUUCUAUCCACCUUCUUGCACAAAUAUUUUCAGAUUAUUUAGAGUUGAAGGAGCUUCUUAGAAUCCGCGGCGUUUGCAAGGAUUGGAAGUACGCUUCCACCGAAGCAUUGGCUCGUAUUGAAACCUUUCAAGACGAGCCAUGGUUUCUUAUGUAUGGCAAAGGUUCUACGUGUUCGUUGCUAAGCAACGAGGAUAAGUUGUAUACAUUGAACAUCCCAGAAUUCGAGGGAGCAACUUGCGUUGCCUCGAAUUCGGGGUGGCUGCUUCUGUUUCGCCAAGGCUCGAUUUUCUUCCUUUGCCCGUUCUCCAGAACAAGAAUUGAUCUUCCAAAGUUUCCAUUACCGGAACUAAUAGAUUGCUCUGAAUAUGUUGCUGCAUUUUCGUCGGCUCCGACUAGUGAAGAUUGCACGGUGGCUGUGAUUAACCGAUGGCAUGAAAUCACUUUGCAGUUACAUCUUCUUCGCCGCAGCGACCAACGUUGGAGAGUGUAUGAAUGUCUUUGUACAAUAGGAGAUUUGAGUACAAUAAAGUUUGCUACUUAUAAGGAAGGAGCUUUUCAAAUAUUAGAUGGUUUUAAUGGGUUAGUUACCUUUGAUGCUAGAACCAAAAGAUGGAGAAAACAUGUUGAAAACUCUUCAUCAGUAGGAAAGUAUCUCAGGUGUAAAAUAUGUAAUAAUUUGAGCGAGAAACUAGGGUUGGAGAAAAAUGUUUGUGUGUCUACGUGUGGAACUCAGAUUUCACAGUGUGAUGGACUUGACAUCGUGAUUCAGAAUGAGAAUAUUCAAGCAGCUAAAGGGUCCAGCCGUACAAGACCAUCCAUUGUUCAUGUUUCUGAACAACGGAUGACUCAUCGUAGACCGGACGAAAGGACUUAG
Molecule: messenger RNA, 930 nt
Organism: Arachis duranensis
Lineage: Eukaryota; Viridiplantae; Streptophyta; Magnoliopsida; Fabales; Fabaceae
Product: F-box protein At3g56470-like
Exons: 2
Coding region: 1-930 (309 amino acids)
Molecular function (GO): protein binding
Source: RefSeq, a predicted model, not a curated record